Messenger RNA from Pongo pygmaeus (Bornean orangutan), 3189 nucleotides. It is a transcript of the gene CELF6, whose product is annotated as CUGBP Elav-like family member 6. NCBI's taxonomy places the organism in Eukaryota, Metazoa, Chordata, Mammalia, Primates, Hominidae. Gene Ontology annotation, molecular function: RNA binding. The coding region runs from base 14 to 1555 and encodes 513 amino acids. The transcript is spliced from 14 exons. The record is from RefSeq and is a predicted model, not a curated record.
ACAGGGCGGGGACAUGGCCGCGGCGCCGGGAGGGUCAGCGCAGCCCUCUGGCCCCGGCCCGCGCCUGGGUUUCAGCACCGCGGACAGCGGCGUCGGCAUGAGCGGGCUAAACCCCGGUCCUGCCGUACCCAUGAAGGACCACGACGCCAUCAAGCUCUUCGUGGGGCAGAUCCCGCGGGGCUUGGACGAGCAGGACCUCAAGCCGCUGUUCGAGGAGUUCGGCCGCAUCUACGAGCUGACGGUGCUGAAGGACCGGCUCACCGGCCUCCACAAAGGCUGUGCCUUCCUCACCUACUGCGCCCGGGACUCUGCUCUCAAGGCCCAGAGUGCACUGCACGAGCAGAAGACCCUGCCAGGGAUGAAUCGUCCGAUCCAAGUGAAGCCAGCUGCCAGUGAGGGCCGAGGAGGUUGGGAAACCAGUGAUCUGUUCCAAGGGCACUAUUCUGUGGCUGACAUCCCCAGAAGCAAAGCACACCCACCGGGUUGUACUCUCACCACAGAAGAGGACCGAAAGCUGUUUGUGGGGAUGCUGGGCAAGCAGCAGGGUGAGGAGGACGUCAGACGCCUGUUCCAGCCCUUUGGCCACAUCGAGGAGUGCACGGUCCUGCGGAGUCCUGACGGCACCAGUAAAGGCUGUGCCUUUGUGAAGUUCGGGAGUCAAGGGGAAGCUCAGGCGGCCAUCCAGGGUCUGCACGGCAGCCGGACCAUGGCGGGCGCCUCGUCCAGCCUUGUGGUCAAGCUGGCGGACACCGACCGGGAGCGUGCGCUGCGGCGGAUGCAGCAGAUGGCCGGCCACCUGGGCGCUUUCCACCCCGCGCCACUGCCGCUAGGGGCCUGCGGCGCCUACACCACGGCGAUCCUGCAGCACCAGGCGGCCCUGCUGGCGGCGGCACAGGGCCCAGGCCUAGGCCCGGUGGCGGCAGUGGCUGCCCAGAUGCAACACGUGGCGGCCUUUAGCCUGGUGGCUGCGCCUCUGUUGCCCGCGGCAGCAGCCAACACCCCGCCCGGCAGCGGCCCUGGCACCCUCCCAGGUCUUCCGGCGCCCAUCGGGGUCAAUGGAUUCGGCCCUCUGACCCCCCAGACCAAUGGCCAGCCGAGCUCCGACACGCUCUACAAUAACGGGCUCUCCCCUUACCCAGCCCAGAGCCCCGGCGUGGCUGACCCCCUGCAGCAGGCCUACGCUGGGAUGCACCACUACGCAGCAGCCUAUCCGUCGGCCUAUGCCCCAGUGAGCACAGCUUUUCCCCAGCAGCCUUCAGCCCUGCCCCAGCAGCAGAGAGAAGGCCCCGAAGGCUGUAACCUCUUCAUCUAUCACCUGCCUCAGGAGUUUGGUGAUGCGGAACUCAUACAGACAUUCCUGCCCUUUGGAGCCGUUGUCUCUGCUAAAGUCUUUGUGGAUCGAGCCACCAACCAGAGCAAGUGUUUUGGGUUUGUUAGUUUUGACAAUCCAACUAGUGCCCAGACUGCUAUUCAGGCAAUGAAUGGCUUUCAAAUUGGCAUGAAGAGGCUCAAGGUCCAGCUAAAGCGGCCCAAGGAUGCCAACCGGCCUUACUGACCUGCUUUCACUGACCAGCCACAGAAAGAAACAGAAGAGUGAGAAGAAAGGAGAGGAAAAGCACAGAAACGCUUGAGCAGCCCUUCCCGAAGGAGCAGCUGCGGACGGAGGUGGAUCGGACCCAAGGCUGGUGCCUGGGGCUUAGGCCACUCUAAGGAUUGUUUUUAUCAAGUGGGUUGUUCUGUGCCUGCAGCAUAGAGCGCAGGCUGGCAGAGCAACUAGGGCUGGUGAGGAGUGACUGUCCAGGGGAACCAGCAGAGGGCGUUGGGGGUGCCAAGGGCUUCUCCACAAGGGAAGCCCAGAUUUACUUCUUUCAAAAUCAUAUCAUUCCUUAGAGUUUAGGGACCAAAGGACUAUUGCUUUUUUAAGAAUAUAUAUAUCUAUAUAAAUUAAAAUGAAACAAACAAAAAAAAACCAAGACAAACAACUACAAAAAAAGACAGUAUAGAGUCUCAUAAAAGCUGCCUUUAAAUAUCCCUAGGAGACAGGGUGAAGGAGACCCUUGACAGCCCCAGCCUAGGCAGAGGGGGGCUGUGGAAAGAUUGUUCUGUGUCUCAUUCCCUCUUAAGCCACUCCCCGACCCUGCCCUUUUAAAAAUAAUUAAGGAUUUGAGGUCUAGGCUCACAUGCAGGUAAUGAGAACGUUAUGGAAGCAGUGAACCCACAAUCCACAAUCCCCAAACUCAGAGUGCAUCCCAGAAGAGGCCCCAGGCGGAGCUCAGGUCGGCCCUGGCCUUUGCCAUCCCGGGAGGCCCCCUAGCCAGCAAGAGUGGGACUGCCUUUCCUGUGGAACGACUGCUUCCUCAGGCAGGAAGAAAGAGGGAGUUCUGGCCACCUGAGCCUUUCCCUUGCCAAUCCAGGUAGACAGAGGCCCUGCCUUUGGCUGAGCUGAGACACCUCCUGUUUCCCUUCCCCUUGAACCAGUCCCAGUGUCCCCUUGCUCCAGGCUACCUUCUGUCUCUUAGCCUAAGUUUGCCCACCUGUAAAGUAGAUUCAGGAUAUCUGUAGAGGGCUGUGACAACAGACUUGGAAGGUUUGCUACUGUAUAUACUGCCAUUGAGAAGGGGAAAUUUUUCAAUAUGUAGAAGCUUCAGAAUUAGAGGUCCCUCUUUACCCCGGACCUGGGAGGGAAGUAGAUAUUUUGCCAAAAUACUUCUUCAUUCCUUUAAAAAGUACAUCUUUCCUAUGCAAGAGUGUCUCACAUGUGCUUAACCGAGGUGCUUCUAGUUGGUGAGCAGUGUUGAGCUUAGAAGUGGUGUGUGCUCUGUCUGUCUUUGUCUGUCUGUUGUAUACAGUGGGUGCCAUAUAAAGCUGAUCAAUGGUGGUGCUUCCUGCCUGCUUCUGUGAGAUGGGCAAAAGAUUCAGCUUAGAACACCAUGACUCACCUUGCCUUGGUCAGCCUUUCCUGGGCCUGUAGGGCCUUGCACAUAUUUUUCCCAGGAGGAUUUCCCCUCCACCCCACAGACAUGGAUCAGCUUAGUCUGAGGCCCCAGGUGUGUGGGGUCCCUCUAAUCCCCAGAUGUUGCUGAGGCUGAAGGCCUCUGAUCUGAUAACAUGUCAGAUAGUAAAAGAUGUGGGGGUGGGGUUGGAGGGCUCCUCCUUCAUAACAGUUUCUGAGAAAACUUGUUCCCACCU